AUGUCGAAGCUCUUUAUAGGCGGCCUGGCAUGGCAUACCGAAGAGACCACUCUUCGCCAGAAGUUUGAGGAAUUUGGUGCCGUUGAGGAAGCGGUGGUGGUCAAGGAUCGAGAUACUGGCCGUAGCCGUGGCUUUGGUUUUGUGCGGUACACCCAAGAGAACGAUGCCCAGAAUGCUAUAGCUGCCAUGAACAAUGUCGAGUUUGACGGUCGAACGAUUCGCGUAGACAAAGCAUCUGAUAACGGCCCUCGCGGAGGGUAUGGUGGUGGUCGAGGAGGAGGCCAGGGAUUUGGAGGUAGGGGAGGCUAUGCAGCGCCGAUGCCGUAUGGUCUUCCACAACAGCCUCCUGGCUAUCCAGUUGCUGCUCCUCAGAUGUAUGCGCCAGUGGCAUAUGGCAGGCCGUAUCCCCAACCUCAGCCAGCAUAUGGAAUGCCUCCCCAGGGAUAUGGUGUUCCGCCAUAUGGAUAUGCGGACCCUUCCCAGCAGCAAGGAGCUCCGAUGCCCCAGCAGCAUCAGCCUCCCGCUCCACCUCCUCAGGGCGGAAGGGGAUACUAA
Molecule: messenger RNA, 555 nt
Organism: Pochonia chlamydosporia 170
Lineage: Eukaryota; Fungi; Ascomycota; Sordariomycetes; Hypocreales; Clavicipitaceae
Product: O-methyltransferase, family 3
Exons: 5
Coding region: 1-555 (184 amino acids)
Molecular function (GO): RNA binding
Source: RefSeq, a predicted model, not a curated record